Molecule: messenger RNA, 843 nt
Organism: Bacidia gigantensis
Lineage: Eukaryota; Fungi; Ascomycota; Lecanoromycetes; Lecanorales; Ramalinaceae
Exons: 2
Coding region: 1-843 (280 amino acids)
Source: RefSeq, a predicted model, not a curated record
AUGUCGCCGUUGAAUUUGUCAUUAACCCUAACACCUAGAUUGUCAAACACUACGAGGGCGUCCAAUUCAAUCAUUGAUUUCACUCGCGAAGAUUUUCAAUACGAAGGGGAGGUUGACACGGCGAUUGCACUUCCGCAGGGAGUCACGACGGCCGGCUCAAUCGAGUGGUUAUACGAACUCAAACUGCUACACAAAAUUUCUUUUCUUAAACCGGACCCUACGAAGACUGUCUUUGUCUAUAGUCGUCUGGGCAAUGUCAAAGUUACUUUCCAAUGGGAGAUAGAUCGUGGUUACAUCCUCACUUAUGGAGAAUGCAGAAAAGCAAUUGAAAUUCUGAUGGCUUAUUUGAACGAAAACGCACAUAUCAACGGUCACCCUAUUGAUGUCACGGUAAGUGGCUACGACACCCAUAUUAGUACUGAAGGCAAGCUUGAGUUCUAUGGCAUUUCAUUUCCUGGAAGGGAUCUUCAGCAGUCUGCUGUCAAAGCUAUAUUGCAAGACUUGAAAUAUGAAUUUGAUCGGAUGACUGAACACGGCCACCCUCCAGCCGUGGUUCAUGACCCUACAUUUGUGGACCAUAGUUUGAUGGGAAUCUCCGUAGAUGUCGACAUCUCGAAAUCUCCUGUCGAUCCAUUUCCGCAAUUCAAUUAUCAAGACUUGGCCGAUUUGAUGGUCGCGAUUGAAGGUUUCUACCAGAAUCGUGGAAGAGGUUUCCCGCUUUACGGCGACAUUACUUACAAGGGAGACGAGCGAGUCGACGUUGGGGCUCUGAUGAUUGAUGAAAGCAACCCUGAUCAAGCUGUGUCAGAUACACUGGCAAAUGGUACUGUAGCAACAUCCUGA